UUCGACUCUUAUCUCCCUGCGAUCUCCCUUUCGUUGACUCAGUGGCUUCCUUCGCGGAAGCUGCGAUUAGUCUUUGAGGGAGAAGAACGAAUUGCUCCCCGACAGGCUUCGGUUGCUAUUUCUUCUGCGUUCCGAUAGCAUCCCCAUUCUUCCUCUCUCUCUCUCUCUCUCUCUCUCUCUCUCUCUCGCAUUCCCUUUUAGACCUCUUUGCUACUUGGACUCGGCCCUCUGUGUUUCCUCCUCUAACCGAGCUGAUCCCUUCCGAGCUUCACAAAAUUUCAAUCUUUUCUGAUUUAAGCCCAUUAAAAGGCACCCAGCUUGUUCGUUUCUCUUCUUGAUCGUUCUGUUGUUGGGUGACUCGGAGAAAGUGAGAUUUUGCCAUCCGAUUCGUCUUUUUUCUCUAAUAUUUUCCUUUUAUUCUGCCAAAAUUUUGGAUUUUUACUAGCAUCUUAGGUGAUUUCAUCCAUAAAAAUCCCCCUUUUUUUAGCUCAUCCGAAAUGGGUGGCCGGUUCAGCCGGAGGCCCACCAUGGUGGCGGCCCGCCAGGAUAGCGGCAGCGGUGGCGGCGGCGCCCCCUCCGACGCUGGCCAGAACGGUAUUCCGUACACGGCGGAGCUGAGCUACUACGAGGCGGCGUGCCGUGAAGACCCUGACCUCUGGUCCUUCGAUGCCACGCUACAGCGGCGCACUAGUCACGCCAUCUCCACCCUCGCCCUCGGUGUCGAGCUCCGCUCCCUCUCCUUCAACACCCUCAGUGAGGUCACCGGCUGCCUCCUCGACACGAACAAGGAAGUGGUCGAUGUCAUCCUGGAGUCCAAGAAGGACAUCUGGAAGAACCCCGAGCUCUUAGACCUCGCCAACGACUACUUCGAGUGCAGCAUCCAGACCCUCGACUACUGUACCGAGCUCGAGAAGUGCCUCAAGAGAGCUCGCGAUAGCCAUUUGAUAAUUCACUUCGCUCUCCAGCACUUCGAGAAUGAGAACAAGGACAAGGGCGAGAUGGAGAUCGAAGAUGGGAAAAGGAAGUACGCGAUGACAUUAGAGAAACUGAGACAUUUUAAGGCUGCCGGAAAUCCAUUCACCGAAGAAUUCUCUCAGGUGUUCCAAUCUGUUUACAGGCAGCAGCAGCUAAUGCUGGAGAAGCUGCUGCUGAGAAAGAAGAAGCUCGACAAGAAGCUGAGAUCCAUCAAUGCAUGGAGGAAGGUGUCGAACAUAAUCUUUGUGUCUGCUCUCGCAGCUGUCGUUAUAUGCUCUGUUGUAGCGGCUGCUGUAGCUGCGCCACCCGUUGCAGCUGCCUUGGCUGCUGCAUGCACCAUUCCGAUCGGUUCGGCUGGAAAGUGGAUCAACUCACUGUUAAAGAACUACCAGAAUGCUUUGGGAGAAGAGAGGGACCUUCUUUCUUCAAUGCAAUUUGGCACCUGCAUUGCUCUGAAAGAUUUGGAUACCAUAAGGGUGAUGGUUGAUAAUCUGGAAAUUCAUUUCAAUUCGCUGUCGGAAGAUGCAGAUUUUGCCCUCAAGGAUGUGGAGGCAAUGAAGUUUGCAAUCGAGGAAAUUAAGAGGAAGUUGGAGCAGUUUACGACGAGCAUCGAGAAUUUGGGAGUGCAAGUUGAUCGGUGCAGCAGGGAUAUAAGGAAAACCAGGACAGUGGUUUUGCAAAGGAUCAUGAAGCACCCAAUUAAGUGAGGAAAACAAAAAAAAGAACAACUUGUGAUGGCAUUCACUUCUCCUGCACAAGGAGCAAGAUAGUGGUUAGAAGAGAUUGUUAAGGUGAUAAGAGAUUGUUGCUGACAGAGUUAGGGAAGGAGUCAUCUUACGACAUUGUUGCUGCCGACGAAUGUCUAUGAUCGAUCUUCUUUUCACCAGGAAAUCCAGUGGGACUAAAAAGACCACAAACCUUAUCGACAACGAAGGCAUCCAUCCAGCAUAACAUCCUGAGUGAUAGAAGGUCUAAAUUUAGGAUCUCAGCAGAUCGAUCGACGCUAUGUGAAAUUAAAUGUGUUUAUCACCUUGUAAAAUAACAAACCAGCAUAGUCUGAACUACAAUAAAAAUAGUACCCAAAUGCCAAAGACAAUAUAUUCAAAUAGGAUUUUUCCAAUCAAUUAUUUUA
Musa acuminata AAA Group (dessert banana) is the source of this 2107-nucleotide messenger RNA. RefSeq names its product UPF0496 protein 1. The transcript is spliced from 2 exons. NCBI's taxonomy places the organism in Eukaryota, Viridiplantae, Streptophyta, Magnoliopsida, Zingiberales, Musaceae. The coding region runs from base 498 to 1682 and encodes 394 amino acids. The record is from RefSeq and is a predicted model, not a curated record.